AUGACAAACCAAACUAGAAAACUCGAGCUACAUGUAAUAAAGGAUAUUUUACGGCAUCAGCGAAAUGAAUUACAGACUCAUUUUAAUCUUUUUGAAAUAUUAUGUGAUGCGGGUGUUGAUACAUUGCCGUGUAAUGAUCCAUUAGUUAAUAGUUUAGUCGACCUUGGGUCUCCCCGGUUCUCGCUGAAAGAAGAAGAGUUUAUGAUAUUGCCAUCUGACAAAGUGACCCACGUGCAUUGGGUUGAACAAGAAUACGAAAGAGAGCGAGUAGCAAGAAAUAUAACAGAUGAUCUUUUGCUAAAGAUAAAUCGAAUAUUUUUUCGUCGAGUUUCUGAUGAGUCGGAGAAUUCCCUUGUUGAAGCAAUUGCCCAUUUAAUCGAGGCUUCUUUGUGCCAGUUGCCACUUGAAUACGAUGUUGAUGUAAGUAGAGGUGAAAAACAAAACAUUGCUAGCAAGAACCAGAAGUAUGAGGUUGCAUAUGUUGAAAAUGGGAAAUGGGAUGAUCAAAAAAUUUCUGAUGAUCAUAACAAGCUUGCGAAACUUGGCUCGUAUGGAUAUAAAAAAAUUGUGAAAGGAAGGUUAAAAGAGGUUUAUAUCGCAUUCGGGAUUAAUAUUGCAGGUAGACCUGCCUGUUUACCUGGGUAA
This is a messenger RNA of Cetraspora pellucida, 645 nucleotides long. NCBI's taxonomy places the organism in Eukaryota, Fungi, Glomeromycota, Glomeromycetes, Diversisporales, Gigasporaceae. The record is from the annotation of a GenBank genome assembly.